This is a messenger RNA of Octodon degus (degu), 5235 nucleotides long. It is a transcript of the gene Rapgef1, whose product is annotated as Rap guanine nucleotide exchange factor 1. Gene Ontology annotation, biological process: positive regulation of GTPase activity; Ras protein signal transduction. The coding region runs from base 269 to 3961 and encodes 1230 amino acids. The record is from RefSeq and is a predicted model, not a curated record. Lineage: Eukaryota; Metazoa; Chordata; Mammalia; Rodentia; Octodontidae. Gene Ontology annotation, molecular function: guanyl-nucleotide exchange factor activity. The transcript is spliced from 28 exons. Gene Ontology annotation, cellular component: plasma membrane.
CCUUCCCUGGGCUGUGCUUGCGGGCUGUGAUACUUGUGAGCUCAAGUGGGGAGCCAGGGUGACAGUGGCCUCUUCCUCCAGCCUGGCACAGGCCUUUGAUGUGCCCCACUGUGCACAGUGCCCCGCUGGCCUUCCCAGCAUACUGCCGCAUGUCUCCUCCACUGGUCUGCGUCCAGCACAGCUUCAAGCGACACCUUGACUUUCAGGGUGCAUAGACAGGGGGCCAUGCCAGCCAGACUCUCAGCGCUCUCACCUCUCCUCCUUCACCAUGAAGCUGAUGGACAAAUUCCACUCUCCCAAAAUCAAGAGGACGCCAUCGAAGAAGGGCAAGCCAACUGAGGUGUCCGUGAAGAUCCCGGAGAAGCCUGCCAACAAAGAGGCAAGAGACAGAUUUCUACCAGAGGGCUACCCUAUCCCCUUGGAUCUGGAGCAGCAGGCAGUAGAAUUUAUGUCCACCAGUGCUGUGGCUUCCAGGUCUCAGAGGCAGAAGAACCUAAGCUGGCUAGAAGAGAAAGAAAAGGAAGUGGUCAGUGCCUUGCGCUACUUUAAGACCAUUGUGGACAAAAUGGCCAUCGAUAAGAAGGUCUUGGAGAUGCUCCCGGGGUCAGCCAGCAAGGUGCUGGAGGCCAUCCUGCCCCUGGUGCAGACCGACCCGCGGGUCCAGCAGAGCUCAGCCCUGUCGUCCUGCUACAGCCGAGUAUACCAGAGUCUCGCCAACCUCAUCCGGUGGUCAGACCAGGUAAUGCUGGAAGGUGUGAACUCAGAGGACAAGGAGAUGGUAACGACUGUGAAGGGCGUCAUCAAGGCUGUGCUGGAUGGAGUGAAGGAGCUGGUCAGGCUGACCAUCGAGAAGCAGGGCCGGCCAUCUCCAACGAGCCCAGUGAAGCCCAGCUCCCCAGCCGGCAAACCUGAUGGCCAGCCUGAGCUCCCCCUGACUGACCGAGAGAUGGAGAUUCUAAACAAGUCGACAGGGGUGUCGCCAGCGGCCGAGGUGCUCCCAGAUGCUGCAGAUGAAGAGGUUGCACCCCCCAAACCUCCUUUGCCUGGCAUCCGGGUGGUGGAUAACAGUCCACCAGCACUGCCACCCAAGAAAAGACAGUCGGCGCCAUCCCCAACCCGUGUGGCUGUGGUGGCCCCAAUGAGUCGAGCCACCAGUGGCUCUAGCUUGCCUGUUGGAAUUAACCGGCAGGACUUUGAUGUAGACUGUUACACACAGAGGCGACUGUCAGGUGGCAGCCACUCCUAUGGUGGGGAGUCACCGCGCCUGUCCCCCUGCAGCAGCAUGGGCAAGCUCAGCAAGUCUGAUGAGCAGCUCUCCUCUCUGGACAGGGACAGUGGGCAGUGCUCCCGGAACACAAGCUGUGAAACACUAGAUCACUAUGACCCCGACUACGAAUUCCUGCAGCAAGACCUCUCCAACGCAGACCAGAUACCUCAGCAGGUGGCCUGUAACCUCAGCCCUUUGCCAGAGUCCCUGGGGGAGUCUGGAUCUCCAUUUCUCAGCCAUCCUUUCCAGUUGCCACUUGGCAGUUGUCCCCAGCCUGAGGGCCCCACAGCCACAGGGCUGCAGACGGACACCCCACCCGCCCUGCCUGAGAAGAAGCGCAGGAGCGCAGCCUCGCAGACCACGGACAGCUCCAGCUGCAGGGCAUCCUAUGAACGGCACCCCUCGCAGUACGACAACAUCUCAGAGGACGACCUGCAGAGCUCCACGCUGGCCCCAUCCAUCCCCUACUCGCCCAUCGCUCUCGUGCCCUUCCAGCAAGGAGGUUCCUCAGCACCCUUGGAGUUUGUGGGUGAUUUCACCACCCCUGAAUCAGCAGGUGACCCUGAGAAGCCACCUCCUCUGCCGGAAAAGAAGAACAAACACAUGCUAGCCUAUAUGCAGCUGCUGGAGGAUUACUCGGAACCUCAGCCCUCCGUGUUCUACCAGACGCCGCAGAGUGAGCACAUCUACCAGCAGAAAAAUAAGAUGCUCAUGGAGGUGUAUGGCUUCAACGAUUCCUUCAGUGGUGGGGACUCCACACAGGAGCUGGCUCCGCCACCCGCCCUGCCCCCCAAGCAGCGGCAGCUGCAGGCCUCCUAUGCUGCUUCUUCCUUCUCCUCUGUCUCCCACUGUGUCCAGCAAACUAAAGUGGCCUUCACCCCCGAUGACGGCAGUGCCACUCAGGGCCUCAGUGUGUCCAUGUCUAACUCCUUUCUCAGCCGGCACGGCAGCUUGCCCGUGCCCUCGUACAAGUCUGUGUUUAGGUCCUACUCGCAGGACUUCGCAUCUCACCACCAAGCUUCCGUCCAGCCUGUCCUUCCACCUACCUCCUCUUCCUCUCCACAUUUCCCACCUGUCCACCCGUCUCCAAGCUCCAACUUGGCGGGCACCACCGUGGCCAGCCCACCUGCCCGCACCGUGGAUGGGCCUCUCUCACCUUCCCAGGAGAGCAGCUUCCAUGGGAACCCUGGCUGCCUUCCUUCCGAAAGUUCUUUCACUGACUCGAGUGAGAAGGCCAGCGAGGAAGCUGGUGAGGGUGAAUACGUCAGUCUGUAUUCCUCUGGCCAGAGCAGCACGGAGCUGCCUCGCUCUCGAGGAGAGUCGCCAGCCGGGAAAGAUGGGCACUCCAGGGACCUGUUGGCGGGUGGUGGCACCCCUGGCAAGGACAGCAGAGAUGGCGAGAGGAUCCCAAAGUCACCAGAUGCUCUGGAGUCAGCUCAGUCUGAGGAAGAAGUGGAUGAGCUGUCCCUCAUCGACCACAAUGAAAUUAUGGCCAGGCUGACACUCAAGCAAGAGGGUGACGACGGGCCAGAUGUGCGCGGAGGAUCAGGGGACAUCUUGCUGGUUCAUGCUACUGAGACGGACAGGAAAGACCUGGUGCUGUACUGCGAGGCCUUCCUGACCACCUACCGGACCUUUGUCAGCCCCGAGGAGCUCAUCAGAAAGCUGCAGUACCGAUACGAGAAGUUCUCGCCCUUCGCUGACACAUUCAAGAAGCGCGUGAGCAAGAACACAUUCUUCGUACUGGUGCGGGUAGUGGACGAGCUCUGCCUGGUGGAGCUGACAGAGGACAUCCUAAAGCUGCUGAUGGAGCUGGUCUUCCGCCUGGUGUGCAAUGGGGAGCUCAGCCUGGCCCGCGUGCUGCGGAAGAACAUCCUGGACAAGGUAGACCAGAAGAAGCUGCUCAGGUGUGCCAACUCCGACCAGCCCCUGGCAGCCAGGGGCGUCGCGGCCAGGCCUGGGACCCUGCACGACUUCCACAGCCACGAGAUAGCCGAGCAGCUCACGCUGCUGGAUGCUGAGCUCUUCUACAAGAUAGAGAUUCCUGAGGUUCUGCUCUGGGCAAAAGAGCAGAAUGAGGAGAAGAGCCCCAACCUGACCCAGUUCACAGAGCACUUCAACAACAUGUCCUACUGGGUCCGCUCCAUCAUCAUGCUGCAGGAAAAGGCACAGGACAGGGAGCGGCUGCUCUUGAAGUUCAUCAAAAUCAUGAAGCACCUGAGGAAGCUGAACAACUUCAACUCCUACCUGGCCAUCCUCUCGGCGCUGGACUCAGCCCCCAUCCGCAGGCUGGAGUGGCAGAAACAGACCUCAGAGGGCCUGGCUGAGUACUGCACGCUCAUCGACAGCUCGUCCUCCUUCCGUGCCUACCGGGCCGCCCUCUCGGAGGUGGAGCCCCCAUGCAUCCCAUACCUGGGCCUGAUCCUGCAGGACCUGACCUUCGUCCACCUUGGCAACCCUGACUACGUGGAUGGCAAGGUGAACUUCUCCAAGCGCUGGCAGCAGUUCAACAUCCUCGACAGCAUGCGCUGCUUCCAGCAGGCGCAUUACGACAUUCGGAGGAACGAUGACAUCAUCAACUUCUUUAACGACUUCAGCGACCACCUGGCUGAGGAGGCCCUGUGGGAACUCUCUCUGAAAAUCAAGCCCAGGAACAUAACCCGGAGGAAAACAGACCGGGAAGAGAAAACCUAGGAGCAACUUCUGUCCGGACCAGAUGCUCAGGAGCCCCAGAGAGGACGCAGGCUGCCCGGCACGGCACGGCUUCCUUCCUGCAAGAGCAGCCCCAGCCUGGCCCAGGUGCAGCACCGAGGGAGUGGAGCAGAGCGGAGCGGCAGGCGGCCAGGACUGGCUCCCCUCCCCUCCCCACCCUGUCCCUGAUGCAGGAGGGCACACGGCGGCAGGCAGGCAGGCUGGCAGGCACCUGCACUCGGGCCCUGGUGAGAGGUGGUGCUUAGCAACCCUGGAGCUGGCUGCAGCCCUACAGCGCUGUGCACACCCCUCCCCACCCAGCCUUCGCUGGUACGCAGCGUGGCCCCCAGGACCACACUCUGUGUUCUGGGGAGCAGGGACAAGGGGAAGAGAGGGGGCACUGGGCCACCAGAGAAACACUGGCGAGGGCCACCUUCCACUGCGCUCCCUGCUGCGUGCCUUAACACCCUCCUGUCCUCCCCGCCCCCCCCCCUCAGGAGCCUGGCACAGACAGGCUGGGUGCCAGUCCUCCCUACAGAGGUUGACAAUCGACUCGGAGGCCAGGUGCCCAUGGAACCGCUGUAUACACCUGGCUCCUGGGGCAGUGAGCGGCCAGGGUCCAAAGGUGCCCCCACCCCGGAGCCACCCAGUCAGGAGUGCCAGGACCUACUUCCACUUCCCCGACCCAAGUAAGGGAAGGAAGGCUGGGCUGAGAGCAGCUCCUGCACACUGCAGAAGUCUCCCCGCCAGGCACCCUGCGCCCUUCCCAGAUCUCUAAGCAGCUUUUAUCCUGGCAGGUGGGGCCGUUUCCCCUCCCCUGGCUGUUCUGUCUGUCCUGUACAUAGGGAGGAGGGGAUGCGUGAGCUGUCCCCAAGGCUCCCCUCUGGCAGCUGUCCGCUGGCUGUCCAGAACCUGUCACUUUAUUAUUUAAGGAGUGUGCGUGUGCAGUCGCGGUGUAUUGACAGUAUUGUGUGGGUUUUUAGUUUGUGCCCUCUCCUGGAAGUCCUCCCCUUUCAGCCCUGCCUCCUCCUGCCUCACCCCCAUGGGGGGCCCGGGCUAUGGGAAUGAGAUGCCCUCUUUUCUGGGAGCCCCGGGAAGCUCCUGGCACAGGCCAAGCCAGUGGACACAGGUGCUUGUAUGGCAGGAGCUGUCCACCCAAGCCCAAGGGGAGGUGGGAUCGGAGCUGGCGCUUGAACAGAAGUGUCCAGGCAAGGAGCAGGAAAUGGGCAGUGGCCGCUCAGCGCACGAGGCCGGCCGGCCAUCUGUGUAUGACUUAC